Molecule: messenger RNA, 1852 nt
Organism: Molossus molossus (Pallas's mastiff bat)
Lineage: Eukaryota; Metazoa; Chordata; Mammalia; Chiroptera; Molossidae
Gene: ANGPTL4
Product: angiopoietin like 4
Exons: 7
Coding region: 155-1393 (412 amino acids)
Biological process (GO): triglyceride homeostasis
Molecular function (GO): enzyme inhibitor activity
Source: RefSeq, a predicted model, not a curated record
UUGAAACUGACCUUUGUUCUCCGGCUCUUCUGCAUCCGCGAGAGACUCUGCCACGGUUCCUGCGUAUUUAGAACCUGCGUUCGCCUUACGCCCGCGCAACCCUGUGUCUGAGUCCCUGCGUUACCGCGUACCCACACACAGGCCACUCGGAAGGAUGCAUUGUGUGCCGACGGCCGGAGCAGCCCUGGUGCUGUGUGCUGCCACCGCCGGACUGCUUAGCGCUCAGGGUCGCCCCGUUCCGGUGGAGCCGCCGCAGCGCUUCGCGUCCUGGGACGAGGUGAAUGUACUAGCUCACGGGCUCCUGCAGCUCGGCCACGGGCUGCGCGAACACGUGGAGCGCACCCAGGGACACCUAGGCGCACUGGAGCGGCGUCUGGGCGUGUGCGGAGCCGCCUGCAAGGAGCCGGGGGCAUCCGCCGCACCCCCGCACGUCCGGGAGAGUCUGGUCUCCCCCGGCAAGGCCGCCUCUGAGACCCUCCGCAGCCUGCAGACUCAGCUCAAGGCUCAGAACAGCAGGAUCGAGCAACUCUUCCAGAAGGUGGCCCAGCAGCAGCGGCACCUGGAGAAGCAGCAUCUGAGAAUCCAGAAUCUGCAGAGACAGGUGGGCCUCCUGGCCCCCAUGUACUUGGCCCAUGAGGUGGCCAAGCCUGGCAGGAGGAAGAGGCUACCCAAGAUGUCCCAGUUUGUUGGCCCCACUCACAAUAUAAGCCACCUGCACAGGCUGCCCCAGGACUGCCAAGAGCUGUUUGAAGAGGGAGAACGGCAAAGUGGACUGUUUCAGAUCCAGCCUCAGGGUUCUCUGCCUUUCCUGGUUAACUGUAAGAUGACCUCAGAUGGAGGCUGGACCAUAAUUCAGAGGCGCCAGGAUGGCUCUGUGGACUUCAAUCGGCCCUGGGAAGCCUACAAGACUGGCUUUGGAGAUCCCCAAGGGGAGUUCUGGCUGGGCCUAGAGAAGGUGCACCUGAUCUUGGGGGACCGCAGCAGCCACCUGGCUGUGCAGCUACAGGACUGGGAGGGCAAUGCCGAGUCAUUGCAGUUCCCUGUCCGCCUGGGUGGAGAGGACACAGCCUACAGCCUGCAGCUAACGGCACCUGUGGCCAGCGAGCUGGGUGUCACCACUGUGACACCCAGUGGCCUCUCCCUGCCCUUCUCCACUUGGGACCGGGACCACGACCUCCGCAGGGACAAGAACUGUGCCAAGAGCCUCUCUGGUGGCUGGUGGUUUGGUACCUGCAGCCAUUCAAACCUUAAUGGCCAGUACUUCCACUCUGUUCCUCAGCAGCGGCAGCAGCGUAAGAAGGGCAUCUUCUGGAAGACCUGGCGAGGCCGCUACUACCCACUGCAGGCCACCACCAUGCUGAUCCAACCCACAGAGGCUAAAGCAGCUUCCUAGCCUCCUUGCUGGGGCCUGGUCCCAGGUUCCUAGAGGACAGUGACUGUGACUUUGGCCCAGCAUGUGGCCACUCCCCGCCUGUGCAGGAGCUCCAGGCAGGGACCAUCUGGAGCCUUUUGGGCAGAGAAGAAGCCUUUGACUGGAGAGGCCUCCUUCCUUAUUGGGGGCUGCAAGCAAAACCCUCUGAGAAGGACAGGACUGUAAGGCACAGACCACAGAAGUGUGGGACCAAUGGGCAUUGAGGUCUGCUCCUUGCUUACCCAAGGAGUAGGGGAUGCAGAGGGACCACUCAGGGGCAACCAGGCCAGCCCUCAGGUAGAUUCAGUCAUGUUGACUGUCCAGAGGACCAGGGUGCCCUCACGGUGCUGUUGUAUGUGGGUGCUGUGGGACCAGCCCAUGCCAAUGGUGUCUGGGCAGAGCACAUAGAAUUAUUGGAAUAAAAGUAACCUUAGAACAUUU